CUGAAUGGUGUACUCCAAUGAUGAACUACCAUUAGUUCAUAUUUGAAACACCUACAGCUUUUCAAUCUCACUUUCUAGUUAAAGGUGCCCGCUCUGUGUGACAGAAGGAGACACUGACAUGGCCUUUGUCGACGGUGCCGGGCCGGCCGUGGACAUUUGUAGUGCAUGUUAGUCAAAGUGAAGGUUGCCCACUGGCUGGUACAGCUGGAAUCCUUGCAAAUAUAAGGUGGUGACCGUGUAUCUCUCCCCACUUUGUCAACACUUGAGUGUAGCAAUAGGCAAUAGAAAUGCUGGAAUUUGUUGAAUUGAAUCUUAUUCAUUUGCUUUCUAAAGCCCCUGCUGACCCUUUGUUCAUACAGGCAAUUUCACAUAUGGCUGAUUUGGCCUCUUGAGGAGUGAACGGGUGUGUGCAAGCCAUGAUCGACAUCUCCCUCCCUCACACACGUGAAGAUGGGGUAGAAUUAAAAAAUGUAAAUAACAUACAGUGAUGCGACUGAAAUACCAGCCAUUUGAAUUCAUGUCCUUUUUCACAUUGCAGUGUUUAUACUGAUUCCAGCUGCUCUAUACAUGUUAACUUCUCAAUUUGUGGGGGGGGAAUGAUUGAGCCUUGAUUGUGAAUAAACUACAUUAAAUGGAGUUGGACCUGUUAAACGUGCAGCGAUCUGGGUAUUUAAAUCCUUCAGAUCACCACACAAUAUAUAAGAAGGGAGAGCACUGCUCACUGGGCCCUUUUCACAACAACUGGACUGCUCGUGUUUCCAUUACAGGCGGUGUUUAUUACAUUAACCCAACAAAGGCCAUCGUCUCUUCUGUCUCACGUGACUCGCUCUUUGUUGCAGGCUCCACCUCUUCCACGUGAACGCGCCGUAAGCCGAAUUAGAAAAUCCUGGGUUAACAAAGCUAACUGAUGAAUAGCUCCAUAACAACGAUUAUCUUCUUCCCGUUUCCGUCGCUUGGACAGUUAUUGAUUAACGUGAAGCGUUCCGUCACUAAACCGUCCGAUAUAUUGCGAUCGAGUGUAUUCCGUUUGAUGACCGUGGGUAACGAUUCGAUUACUAAAUCUAGCAUUGAAACAUCUCGGAUAACUGCGCGCACCCGAUCCGUCACGAGAGGAAAGCAAUCGCACGCCGAAACCCGGAUCAUUAUAAAUGAACACAGACAGAGAUUCCCAGAUGAUGAGAAAACAGGAGCGGGCUCAUUUCUUCAGCUCUAGAGAGCAGGAACUCAUUUUGAAGUUGUAUGAAGAAGAGAGAGCAAUAUUGACAGCCAAGUCGAACACUUCCACUGCCUCAAAACUGAGAGAAGAAGCCUGGCAGAGAAUUGCUGAUAAAAUAAACACGGUAUCGGACAGCGGCCACAAAAGAUCCUGGCAGCAAGUGAAAAUCAAACAUAAAAACAUAGUGCAAACAGCAAAAAGAAGACAGGCGGAGGGGAUGGGGAAUGACGGGGGAUCGGUGACCCCAUCUCUAACUUCUGCAGAGGAGGACGUGCUGCAGCACAAAGAUAAGAGGCUGAGAGUGGAGGUCCUGCCCGGAGGUGCUUGUAUUGAACCACUGGUUGGAUCUGACAGCUCAUUUAUCAGCGUCUCAGGACACCCUGUCCUCCUCUUGCCCGUAACAAAGACUGAACCAGAAAGCCUGAGCGGUGAUGAGACGGACAUCAGUGACACUCAUUUCGAAGGGGAUGUUCGCUGCUUCCUGGGGAGAGACGACUCUGCUUGUGCUCCAAUUGAUGAAAAAAGUCCUGGGAAACAUACUGAAGAUAUAAGAGCCCUUUAUUGCUGCUACCUCAAGAAGGAGAUAGAGAACCGUGACCAACAGAUGGCAUACAGAGCACUUAAAAUGAGGAAGAUGGAGAAAGAAAUUUUACUACUUGACAGGCAGCUGAUGUGACCCUGCAAAGAAAUAUUAAUGUUUUGUCUCACUAUUAUAAUAUGUUAAAACAAUGUCUGAUUUAUCCUUUUGCUGGCAAUUGUAACACAUUGCACAUCAUUUGUCACAUAAACUGUUGAGUUAACAGCAA
Molecule: messenger RNA, 2022 nt
Organism: Gasterosteus aculeatus aculeatus (three-spined stickleback)
Lineage: Eukaryota; Metazoa; Chordata; Actinopteri; Perciformes; Gasterosteidae
Cellular component (GO): nucleus
Source: RefSeq, a predicted model, not a curated record